AUGGAGAAUUUAAUAUCGCCGAUGGACAUGCUCCAGGACUCCACAUCGGUGGAUGUCCCGCAGCUCACCAUCUCCCCGGCGGACACUUCACUAGAUAGCCCGGCUCCCGAGGAAGUCAAAGCCGAAAAAGGCACCUUGACAGAAGAGAAGAAGCCGGUGAAGAAGAGGAAAUCAUGGGGCCAGGAACUUCCCACCCCCAAGACCAACUUGCCUCCUCGCAAGCGGGCAAAAACCGAAGAUGAAAAAGAGCAGCGUCGUAUUGAACGUGUUCUCCGCAAUAGAGCCGCGGCACAGACCUCGAGAGAGCGGAAACGCCUCGAGGUAGAGAAGUUGGAAGGCGAGAAACAAAAGAUGGAGCAACAGAAUCAGUUCCUGCUACAGCGACUCGCGCAGAUGGAGGCGGAAAAUAACCGUCUGAAUCGCCAAGUCGCGCAGCUGUCAGCUGAAAUCCGCGGUUCUCGCGGUACCACGCCCAAAUCUGUAGUCGACACCACCUCUCCAACACUCACUCCUACAUUGUUCAAACAAGAAGGCGAAGACUUGACCAUGGACAAGAUUCCUUUCCCUACUCCCUCCAUUUCCGACUACUCUCCCAGCAUCAAACUUGAAGAUCUGGCUGAAUCCUCCGACUUGACACAACAUCCUGCAGCGGUGUUGUGCGACCUGCAGUGUCAGUCGAAGGAUUCGAAGGAUCUUCAAGCUUUGGAGUCGGUUAUGUCGAGUCCUCCCAGUCAGGCGUGGAACCCAGCGCUACGAAUGGUGCUGCUACAGCUCCUCUUUCUGACGAUGACUUCCGCCGCCUAUUCAACAGUGAUUCUCCCUCUGAGUCAGAUUCUGAACUCCAUCAAAGCGGGCUCCCCUUUGACUUUCUCGACGGAGGAGACGUAUCGGCAUUUGCCUUUGAUUCAUUGGUUGAUUUCGACCCGGAGCCUGUCGUCGUCCUCGAAGACGACGUCGACUCGUCGACCGGUCCUUCGAAUGAGAGUGCUCACCCGACUUCUGGCGUGCAGCCCAGCCUUGGCGCGUCCACUUCGAGAUGCGACGGGCAAAGCAUUGCAGCUAGCGGUUGAAGGAGCAACUCUUCGUCAGACCCGGUCAACGACCAUCGACGGCGUAGUCGGGACUUCACAGAGCUGGGAGUCGUUAUUGACCAUGGCAUGGGCCAUUGAUUGGAUUAGUCGUACCAGCCGUCACCAGCGACGGGGGACCGGGCAACAGAAGAGGGCGCCUUUCACACCGCGGCGAAAAUUACUCAUGAAACGAAACCACGACACUGGAGCAAGCAAGCGGAGUUCACGGAGUUUUGGGUUGGAUAAGUUCACGUCCAUUCUUGGGAAGCCACCCUCAGAUAGCUUUAUCCUGGCUAUCCGGGAUAAGUUGCCUCAGCCUGGCCGCCGCCGAACUGACCGCGUCACAGCCAGCCUUAAAAUGCCAGUCCGGGAUCCCAUUUUCGAAGCUCGCACCAAUGUGAAGCUGCAUUCCAACCGGCUCAAGAAAGAAGCCGCCCGCGCCGAAGCAACCUUCAAAUCUGAAAAGGCUAAAGCCGACAAAGCCAUGAAAAACCACGAAUUCCAAAUCGCCCGCAUCCACGCUGGUUCCGCCGUGCGCGAAAAGAAGCGUCAAGUCAACCUCAAAGCCGAAGCGGCGCGUGCCGACGUGAUAAUCAAUGAACUGAAAGCCGCCCAGUCGACGCGGGAUACGUCGCGGACUCUGGCCCUUGCAUCGCGCGGUCUAGAUGCGGCGUCGAAGAGCGUCAAUUUAGAGCACCUGCUAGCGCAUGCGAAUAAUUUUAUGGCUCGCUCGGAGGACUUUAAGAUUGCGAGCAAUGCUAUCUCGGAUGUGGCUCAGGGGGUCUCGCAGCAGGAGUAUGGUGCGGAGGGGGAGUCGGAGGUGGAUAAGAUGAUGGAGCAGUUGGCUGAUAAUGCCGGUGUGGAUUUGAGGAUGGCGCUGGACGCUGAUGUUGCGGCAGCUCCCAAGGAAGAUGUGAAAGAAUCUGCUGCUGCCAGUAAGCAUGCUGAUGCUGACGUGGAGGAUGCCCUUGGGGCGAGAUUGAGGGCUUUGCGUGCCGAGGGUUGA
Messenger RNA from Talaromyces atroroseus, 2076 nucleotides. RefSeq lists its product as hypothetical. Gene Ontology annotation, biological process: positive regulation of transcription by RNA polymerase II. The transcript is spliced from 5 exons. Lineage: Eukaryota; Fungi; Ascomycota; Eurotiomycetes; Eurotiales; Trichocomaceae. Gene Ontology annotation, molecular function: DNA-binding transcription factor activity, RNA polymerase II-specific. Bases 1 to 2076 code for a protein of 691 amino acids. The record is from RefSeq and is a predicted model, not a curated record.